Ambispora leptoticha is the source of this 2619-nucleotide messenger RNA. NCBI's taxonomy places the organism in Eukaryota, Fungi, Glomeromycota, Glomeromycetes, Archaeosporales, Ambisporaceae. The record is from the annotation of a GenBank genome assembly.
AUGCCAUCCGCGUCUGUUCCUCUCCCAGCAAUUUCUCUUUAUCCUGAUUCAGGAAAGAUUCCCUGGAAUAACCUUUCUCUGAAAAACUUUGAAGGGAAAUACGAGUUUUCCGGAGAAUCGGAUUCAUUCAACCAAAAGGUUGAAAUUGAAAUAAAAUUUUUUGCUAAAGCUUUUAAUCAAAAGAAAUUGGGUGAUUCGAAUGAUUAUGAAUUUAUAAUUGAGACAUUUAAAAAAUUUGGCAACAGCAAUGAUUCAUUAUCUCUUGAAAAAAAGAGACAAUGGAUUGUAAGCUUAACUCAUAAUAUUUCACAUUUGGAUACGUCAUUUCGUCCACUUGUUAAAGCGGUUCUUGGAAUAGUUUGGAUUAUUUUUGACGAGGAUACUCUUCAUGCUUUUAUCAUUUUUAUCCGAACUCUAAUUUCAACUCAUUCAUGUUAUGCUGUGGAAGCUUUGAACAUGACAGCUGAAAUUCAAGGAAGUUUACUUGAAGUUGAAGAAAUGGAAGAUGAAAUGGAAUUUUUUAAUUUAGAUUAUAAUCCGGGAGCUAUCACCAAAAAAUCAAAAAAUAACAACGAGGAAACGUUAAAAAAAAAGAAUCAAGUGGAUGAGAAAAACACAUUUACAGAUUCCGAAAAUUUAUUUGAUAUGGAAUUAGACGAAGAAUCUGAUGAUAGCGAAAGUGAAAAUCGACAAUUUCUCGAACAAUUUUUGACAUCUUUAUAUUCAACUUUAUGGAAUGAAAGUCAUCCUCAAGGCGAAAAAAUUUCAUCAGUACUUUAUUUAGGCUCUCUGGUAGCUCGAGCAAAUUUCAUGGACGAAACUGCAGUUCGCUCUUCAGCAUUAAUGUAUAUAUUUUGUUUUCGCUGGAAGGAUUUAAUCCUUAAAGAAGAAGGAGAAACACAAGAGCAGAUGAUUUAUCGGCUUAAAAGAUCUCCAAAAAAUUCAGAUUUAAAUUGGUGCGAGGAAAUUCGUGAAUUUGAUAGAUUAAUCACAUCCAAAUUUGAACCUUUAAAGUUUGCAAAAAUUUCAAACAGCCUUAAUUUCAUGUCUUGUUAUACUCUUUUGACGAAUGGGCAACAAUUUAUAGUACCAUCAUCUCGGAUAACCAACGACCAGGAUUACCACAACUACGGAAACUAUGAAGGCAACGAUCAGUUUACAUUUUUUCCUUUUGAUCCAUUCCGUUUGAAAACAUCAUCAUGUUAUAUUAAAAAAAUUUAUCGUGAAUGGGAAGAAUUACCUUUCAUCGACAAUCUUGAAUCUAUUCCCAAUAGUGAUGUUACAAUUUCCUCACAUAAAAUUAGUCACGAUACAAUGGAAGAAUCAAAAUUUAUGUCAACAUCUCGACUAUCUUUGUGUUUACGAAUAAGGCAACGUAAACUUUAUUAUACACUUUUGAGAAUACAAAUCUAUAUUAAAAUGAUUGAAGACAACUCAAAUAAUUCCAAAUCAACAAAUAAGAAGUUUUUUUCAAAAGAGAAAGAGGUUUCGUCAAAUGAAGCCAGCACAAACUCUACUAGUGAGAUGCGACACACUUCAGCAACUACAGGCAAAAAGCGCAUCUUGCCACCAAGGAAAUUCGGUCCGCUAGCAGGUGUUACGAGCUCUGAUUCGUUGUUAGAAAACGACAGCAAUACCUUCUAUUUGUCUCCUGAGGAUUUCAUAUUAAUAACAAAUAAAGAAAGUGAUUUACAAGGCUGUGAAACAAUCGACGAAGCGAAUAAUAUGAUGGAAGUAGAGCAAUCAACAAAUGAAGUUUCAGAACCUCUUUUCAAACCAUUCGUUGAAGAUUUGGAAAGUGGAUUACGCAGUAAAACCCAAGAAGAGGAGAUCUUACCGGAAAAAUACGAAAAGAGACAUCGAAAAUUUGAAUUAUCAGAAAAAAAGUUAAAGAACCGAGAGCGUGAAAGACUAACAUAUGAAAGAUAUCAACAGCAGCUGGCAGUAGAGAAGUUACGAAAUAUGGAGAUGAAUCGAUUAAUCCCAAUUGCUGCGCUACGAACAGAAUCAUCGAAUACGAUUGAUGCUAAUGAUAUAGAGAUUAUGCAUAAGAAAUUGCUUCGAGAAGCAGAAGAUACAUUAAAAAGAUACGAUGAAUUAGGAUUAGGUGGGAAAAAACGAAAACCGGACUUUCCCACUAGCAGUGGGGAGACAACAGAAAGUGAAGCUACAAAAAGUCCAGGAGAAGUAAUAAAUUCAAAGAAACAAAAGCAAAGACGAAAGGAUAGUAUAACUAGUUCAGAAGAUGUUACAUCAAAUAGCAAUACCUCAUCAAAAAAGUUGAAGCUCAAAGUUUCAUCAAAUAAAAAUAAAAACACUGAUGAUAAUUCAUCCAAACAAUUAAGAAACAGUAUUAGUACAUCGGCUUCCCUGAGUAAUAUUCCAGAAAAUGAAAUAGAUCUCAUUGAUCUCGGUGAACCUACAGGAAUAACUACCUUCAUAAAGCCAAAUACACCCAUGCCGACAGGAUAUCGGAAAAGCACACGAUCAGCAUUGGCUUUUGGAACAAAAUUGCCGGUCGCUUUAAGUAAAAAACUUAAUUUUGAGUUGCCAGAAGAUGAGUUUGGCGAUUUGCUUCGCCAGAGAGAAGAAUACCGAGCAGCGAAUCCGGACACUUAA